Molecule: messenger RNA, 4913 nt
Organism: Ochotona curzoniae (black-lipped pika)
Lineage: Eukaryota; Metazoa; Chordata; Mammalia; Lagomorpha; Ochotonidae
Gene: SEMA3C
Product: semaphorin 3C
Exons: 18
Coding region: 280-2538 (752 amino acids)
Biological process (GO): positive regulation of cell migration; axon guidance; negative regulation of axon extension involved in axon guidance
Molecular function (GO): semaphorin receptor binding; chemorepellent activity
Source: RefSeq, a predicted model, not a curated record
CGGACACCCCGAGCGCUCGCCGGCACUUUUCCAUUCACUGCGCGUGCGGUGCCUGAUUGAGCCAGGCCGAGAGAACCGGCGCCGGGUGCCGCGGUCCCCCCCAGGAUUCCUCUACAAAAGACACUCCGUGGACCACUCGAGGGAAAUCCUCUCGGAAUUCAAGGGCGGCCGGCCACGCGCGUCAUCCCACCCGGCGGCACCUGGACGACUUUUCCGCGCGAUUUUCUUCUCCUCAACGUGGGUCUCCUCGCGUGGAUAUUCACGGGCUCCUCCGACGGCAUGGCGUUCCGGGGGAUUUGUCUGUUGAUUGGAGCACUUGUCUGUUCUGUCUCUGGGAACGGAUCUUCCCAGCCACAAGCAAGAGUGUAUUUAACCUUCGAUGAGCUUCGAGAAACCAAGACUGCGGAGUACUUUAGCUUAUCCCCCCACCCACUAGACUACAGGAUAUUACUAAUGGACGAAGACCAAGAUCGGAUAUAUGUGGGCAGCAAAGACCACAUUCUUUCCUUGAAUAUUAACAAUAUAAGUCAAGAUCCUUUGAGUGUUUUCUGGCCAGCAUCUGCAAUCAAAGUUGAAGAGUGCAAAAUGGCUGGCAAAGAUCCCACACACGGUUGUGGGAACUUUGUACGUGUCAUUCAGACUUUCAAUCGCACGCACCUGUACGUCUGUGGGAGCGGCGCCUUCAGCCCCGUCUGCACGUAUUUAAACAGGGGGAGGAGGUCUGAGGAUCAAGUUUUUGUGAUCGAUUCCAAGUGCGAAUCCGGGAAAGGACGCUGCUCCUUCAACCCCAGUGUGAACACCGUGUCUGUGAUGAUCAAUGAAGAACUUUUCUCUGGGAUGUACAUAGAUUUCAUGGGGACGGAUGCGGCCAUUUUUCGAAGUUUAACCAAGAGAAAUGCAGUCAGAACCGACCAGCACAAUUCUAAGUGGCUCAGUGAGCCCAUGUUUGUGGAUGCUCAUGUCAUCCCUGACGGCACCGAUCCCAAUGAUGCGAAGGUGUACUUCUUCUUCAAGGAGAAACUGACGGACAACAACCGGAGUACCAAGCAGAUUCAUUCCAUGAUUGCCAGAAUAUGUCCUAACGACACGGGCGGGCUGCGCAGCCUGGUCAACAAGUGGACCACCUUUUUAAAAGCAAGGCUGGUGUGCUCCGUCACAGAUGAAGAUGGCCCGGAAACUCACUUCGAUGAGCUAGAGGAUGUAUUUCUCCUGGAAACUGAUAAUCCAAGAACAACACUGGUAUAUGGCAUUUUUACGACAUCUAGCUCCGUUUUCAAAGGCUCAGCAGUGUGCGUGUAUCAUUUCUCUGACAUUCAGACUGUGUUUAAUGGACCAUUUGCCCACAAGGAAGGACCCAACCAUCAGCUCAUUUCGUACCAGGGCAGAAUUCCUUAUCCUCGCCCUGGGACUUGCCCCGGAGGAGCGUUUACUCCUAACAUCCGAACCACCAAGGAGUUUCCCGAUGACGUGGUCACGUUUAUCCGGAACCACCCGCUCAUGUACAACUCCGUCUACCCCAUUCACCGACGGCCUCUGAUCGUCCGCACCGGCACCGACUACAAGUACACCAAGAUCGCCGUGGACCAGGUGAAUGCGGCCGACGGCCGCUACCGCGUGCUGUUCCUCGGGACGGACCGAGGCACUGUGCAAAAGGUGGUUGUCCUUCCUACAAACAGUUCUACCAAUGGCGAGCUCAUUCUGGAAGAGCUAGAAGUUUUUAAGAAUCGUGUUCCCAUAACAACCAUGAAAAUUUCAUCCAAAAAGCAACAGUUGUACGUGAGCUCCAAUGAAGGGAUUUCCCAAGUGUCCCUGCAUCGUUGCCACACCUACGGCACAGCCUGCGCUGACUGUUGCCUGGCCAGGGACCCGUACUGCGCCUGGGACGGCAAGUCCUGCUCCAGAUUCUACCCGACGGGCAAGCGGAGGAGUCGGAGACAAGACGUGAGACAUGGCAACCCACUGACCCAAUGCAGAGGGUUUAAUCUCAAAGAAUAUAGAAAUGCAGCUGAAAUUGUUCAGUACGGAGUGAAAAAUAACACCACGUUCCUCGAGUGUGCCCCCAAGUCUCCCCAGGCAUCCAUCAAGUGGUUGUUACAGAAAGACAAGGACAGGAGGAAAGAGGUUAAGCUGAAUGAACGCAUCAUCGCCACGUCCCAAGGACUCCUGAUCCGCUCUGUUCAAGACUCUGACCAAGGACUGUAUCAUUGCAUUGCAACAGAAAACAGCUUCAAGCAGACCAUAGCCAAGAUCAACUUCAAGGUGUUAGAUUCCGAAACAGUGGCUGUCGUAACUGAAAAAUGGUCCCCGUGGACCUGGGCCAGCUCCAUGAGGGCCCUCCCCUUCCACCCCAAGGACAUCAUGGGGGCGUUCAGCCACUCCGAAAUGCAGAUGAUCAAUCAAUACUGCAAAGACACUCGCUCUCAACACCACCACCAUGGCGAGGAGACACAGAGGAUGAGAGGGGACUACGGCAAGCUUAAGGCGCUCAUCAGCAGCCGGAAAAGCAGGAACAGGAGGAAUCAAUUGCCUGAGUCAUAAUCGACUCUCCCGGUGUGGGUUAAGCCUCUGAUAACAAAUGCUCAGUCUGCAAAACAGCCACGUUUUGAACAGUCUUGUGCUUUGCCCUUGAGAAAUCACUGAACUAAGGUCAUUACUCUUCAAGUGAAGGUUUUCCACGAACUGAAAUGAGCAUGCGUUUUCUUGUAUAAUAUCGACUAGCACUAGACUUGUCAUGGUCUUCAUGGUGCAUAGAAGUAUUUAACUGAACCCAAAUUUUAUUUAUAUCCUUUAUUCACCUUCAAACUCCAUCCGGCGGCUACAAAAGUAAGAGUCGCUGUAUCCCUCAAUUGAGACAGGGUCCUCAUCCUGGGCUAUUGCUAUCCUGUUCUCUGAGUCCAGAGUUCUGACCGGCAGUGCUUUUUCUGCAGGAAAGCAAAUUCCACAUCUGCAGUUUUCAUGUAGAGAAAGUCAUACACAAAUGCAAGAAACAGAACAGCCGGCAGCAGAAACGUAGUCAGUAUACUUGACACGGAAGGGGCCAUUUAAGAGCGAUACGAAAACACGAAUGCAUCAUAAAGGCAAAGAAGGUUUUGAUACGCUGCCAGUGAAGUGCGGAGGUGUUUUCAGAUCCGAGGUCUUGUCCGUUGCUGAUAUCUGUCACGGACCUCUGUUGCCUCGUUUCAGGUAGAUUAAAAAAUGGGUAACUUACACCAUAAAGCAGAGAGAGCAGAGGAGCCGUUGGGUUUAUCUUGUUACAUGAUCAUCUUCUGAGCAGAAGCACUUUUCGGGGAAAAGUUAUUUUAAGUUAUUCUAGACUGACCUACAGCCUUCCACUAUUUAAUUGAUGACUGUGUCGUACCUGGUUUUCGUAUUGGCAUUUGUCAAUAGGAAAAGGGACAGAGUUUGGAAGUCUCGAGCUUCUCUGUGGGGAAGGAAAUCAGCAAAAAGGAGAAAAGAUGGAAAAAAGCCAAGUAGGAAAUUCAGUAGUAAGAGGAAAUGUGUUAGUAAAUGUGGUUCACAUUCAAAUUAGGUAGUCGAGCUGGGUGAUGAAUUGUCACUGUUUUAGAAAGCGAGGCUCACAUACUAGACUCUAAACUGAUUUUUAAGUCAAUAUUUUAUUUUUUAUAAGCUUUUGCUUGUGGUGGGGAGGUACUCAUUAUGUCAAGAAAGGAAAAAUAAUAUAAAAAUAUUCAUUUUAUUUAUGUUAGUAUUAUAUUGUUUUUUCUUUCACGCAUCCUUUGAAAUGAAAUUAUGUUCACUGGUAAAUGUGGAAAGUUUUAUGAUUAAUAAAAUUAUUAUCUCCUAAUUGUGUGUUUGGAUAAUUAUAUUAGAGUAAUUUCAUAUUGAAAUCAUCUUCUCCCCAUAGAAAUUAGAUGAGGAAAAUGCAAUACAUUUCCUCUUGUUCCUAUAUUUUAAAAACACAGCGUGGGGCUUUGCAAUUCAUUUGCUUUGAAGACAUCUCCAUGUUUUCAGACGAAUACAAAACUUGUGCCAAAUUCCUAAGUAUAAGCUGGUGUUAAAAUUAUAUCCGAAAUUAAGAACCUGUGAAGCAGGUCAUUAAGGUCAUACUGCUGCCCUUUAAGAAAUUUCAAUGCGAAACUUCAAGAAGUAGUACCACUGUCAAAAUGAAUGGGGUUACCAGUCCAAGCCUGCGACUGUGAUUAAAUGGUGACAAGUCAUGGCAUUCUAGGGUGGCAGUUAAAAAGAACAAAGCAACGGCAAACCAGAUUUAAAAAUCUAUCCCAAGUGUAUCUAAUUCUAAACUUAUCUUCAAAGAAGUUGGCACUGCGCAUGGUUUGUCUGCCUUAAAGAUGUUAGGUUUCUUGUCACCUCUGCCUGAGCAAACCAAACUGUAUCCAUGCAAAACGAAAUCAUGUUCUGUAUUUGUGAUCAAUCUAUGCCACACGCACAGUCAAAAGUCAUUGUGUAAGCAUCACAAUUCCCCCGGCUUCACGUCAACCCAAACUGAUAGCUAAUAAGUUAUUUGAUUUAAUAUCAUGAUUGUGCUAUUUAAUGCCCUUUAUUUUGCCCGUUACUAAAAUGUCUAUGCCUUUAUCACUUUUCUUUUAAAACUUCAGAUGUUGUCUUCCAACAUAACCCUGCCAAAUGUAAAGAAAAUUUUUUUCCCAAAAGUAUCAUUCAUGGUUAUUGAACAUAUAUGGUUGGCUGGUUUUAUUUUGCGUAAGUUGACGAUUUCAUGACUUGGUACUUUUUUUUUUUCCGAUUGUAUUGUCCAUACAGUUGCCUAGAAAUGUGCUUUUGCCCCUCCCGGUGUAGGUUUGUGAAUAGCAUGAUGGAAUCAUCCAAUGAAUCUUAAAUCUUUGUUAAAAAGCAAGUUAAAUGUAAUUAGCCCACGAAAAUGUAAUUGGAUACUUAAAUUAUUGGUCCGGAAAAAUAAAACAUGUUGAAUUCCC